AUGACUCAGUGGUAUCAGCUACAGCAACUUGAUUCCAAGUUUUUGGAGCAAGUUCACCAGCUAUACGAUGACAGCUUUCCUAUGGAGAUCAGGCAGUACCUGGCACAGUGGCUGGAAAACCAGGAUUGGGAACAUGCAGCCAACAACGUAUCUUUUGCUACGGUGUUAUUCCAUGACCUGCUGUCACAGCUUGACGAUCAAUUUAGUAGAUUCUUGAUAGAAAACAACUUUUUGCUGCAACACAACAUAAGGAAAAGCAAACGUAAUCUUCAGGAUAACUUCCAAGAAGACCCAAUACACAUGGCAAUGAUCAUCUACAACUGUCUGAAAGAAGAGAGGAAAAUACUGCGCAGUGCCCAGUUGUCAAAUCAGAUGGAAGUGGGGGGCAUACAGAACACUGUGAUUGGGAUGCUGGACAAACAGAAGGAGCUUGAUGCGAAAGUUAAGGCUGUAAAAAACAGUGUUAUAGACGUGGAGCAAGACAUCAAGACAUUAGAGGAUAUGCAAGAUGAAUACGACUUUAAAUGUAAAACCUUGCAGAACAGAGAGCAUGAGUCCAAUGGUAUGUCACAGGAGGAAUACAAGAAAGAACAGAUGAAUCUCAAGAAGAUGUUUUUGUCACUUGACCUCAAGAGAAAGGAAGUGGUGAACAAGAUAGUACAGCUGCUGAACACCACAGAGCACACACAGAGCGCUCUUAUUAAUGAGGAGCUGGUGGAGUGGAAACACAGGCAACAGACUGCAUGCAUUGGUGGCCCACCCAACGCUUGUCUUGACCAGCUACAGAACUGGUUCACCAUUGUCGCUGAAAGUCUACAGCAAGUUCGUCAGCAGCUCAAAAAACUUGAGGAACUGGAACAGAAGUUUACCUAUGAUCCUGAUCCCAUCACAAAAAAUAAACAAGUUCUGCAGGACCGAACAUACAGUCUUUUCAGACAACUCAUCCAGAGCUCCUUUGUGGUAGAGAGGCAGCCUUGCAUGCCAACACAUCCUCAGAGGCCGUUAGUCCUGAAGACAGGAGUCCAGUUUACAGUAAAGCUGAGAUUGCUGGUGAAAUUGCAGGAGUUGAACUACAACUUGAAAGUGAAAGUUUUAUUUGAUAAAGAUGUAAGUGAGAAGAACUCAGUCAAAGGGUUCAGGAAGUUUAAUAUUUUGGGAACAAACACAAAAGUAAUGAACAUGGAAGAAUCUACUAAUGGAAGUCUAGCAGCAGAAUUCAGGCACUUGCAACUGAAAGAACAGAAAAAUGCAGGAAACAGAACAAAUGAGGGUCCUCUCAUUGUAACAGAAGAACUUCACUCUCUGAGUUUUGAGACACAGCUGUGCCAGCCUGGCUUGGUAGUAGACCUAGAGACCACAUCCCUUCCCAUUGUUGUGAUCUCAAACGUGAGCCAGCUUCCAAGUGGAUGGGCUUCUAUCUUAUGGUUCAACAUGCUGUCUACUGAUCCCAAGAACUUGUCCUUCUUUCUGAAUCCACCUUAUGCAAAGUGGUCUAAACUUUCUGAAGUUCUGAGUUGGCAGUUUUCUUCUGUAACAAAGAGAGGACUUAAUGCAGAUCAACUGAGCAUGCUGGGAGAGAAGCUACUUGGGCCAACAGGUGGAGGAUCUCAUGAUGGCCUUAUUCCUUGGACAAGAUUCUGCAAGGAAAAUAUAAAUGAUAAGAAUUUCCCCUUUUGGCUAUGGAUUGAGGGAAUCCUGGAGCUUAUUAAGAAACACCUCCUGUGUCUCUGGAAUGAUGGGUAAGACCUGAAUGAAGUUAACAAAGAUGUGGUUAUUGCCUCAGACCUCUCAUUUAGACUAGCAGUUCCAUCCUCAGGUUGUGAAGUUGUUUCUACAGGUACCUUGGAUCCAAUAAAGUGGAACUUGCAACCAGAAAAAUCUGAGGCAAAUGAAUCCUAA
Molecule: messenger RNA, 1899 nt
Organism: Pelecanus crispus (Dalmatian pelican)
Lineage: Eukaryota; Metazoa; Chordata; Aves; Pelecaniformes; Pelecanidae
Source: RefSeq, a predicted model, not a curated record